UAUCUGCGUGAGUGUGCGUGUGUGUCUCCUUGUAAUCUACAGCCGUACCUGUGUGUACACGAUCUAUCGGUCACUAUCCUCGCUGUCAGACAGCUAUCUCCCUUUCUAAGCCACUUAGCGUUCCUUUCAGCACCCCGGACAGCUCCGGUACAACUGCUCAUUCAUUCCUGUCAAUCCGAGAACGUGACGAGACAGCAGAACCAAUACCAGAACACAUUGUGCUCUGAAAAGCCAAAAAGAACCCCUCCAAUUAUUAUAAUAAGAGGCGGGACUCACUUAUCUCUUACCUCCUCCAUAGAACAGGCCGCUCACAUUGCGUUGUAGCUGAAUCUUUAAAGGAGGGGUGUAAAAAAAAAAAAAGAGGUAAAGAGGAGCAAAAGGAAGGGAAGUGCCAGAUAGGCUGUGAGCAUCUUGUGGGGUGUUGUGUAUACCGUGCAUCUUGGAGUGCGUACAGUUAAAGCGCCCGGUGCUGUGGCACUGGCAUCUCUGUAGGCUGAUCGAAGAUCUUCAGGACUUCAUAGACACAAGGACGCUCUAAGCUUCCCAAAUUCACAGUGACGUUGUGCAUUCUUAGCAGUGCUAUGGAACAGGAGAAAUAUUUGCCAGAGCUGAUGGCAGAGAAGGAUAGCCUGGAUCCAUCUUUUGUUCAUGCUAUGCGCCUCUUGGCUGAAGAAAUUGAAAAGUUUCAAGAUUCCGAGGUAAAGAAGGAAGACGAGGAAAAGAAAUAUCUAGAUAUAAUAAGCAACAAAAACAUCAAACUAUCUGAGAGAGUAUUGAUACCAGUAAAGCAGUAUCCAAAGUUCAAUUUUGUUGGAAAGUUGCUUGGACCAAGAGGGAAUUCUUUGAAGAGGUUACAAGAAGAAACUGGGGCAAAAAUGUCAAUCUUGGGUAAAGGUUCAAUGAGAGACAAGGCAAAGGAAGAAGAAUUAAGGAAGAGUGGGGAAGCGAAAUAUGCACACUUGAGUGAUGAACUUCAUGUAUUAAUUGAAGUGUUUGCUCCACCGGGAGAAGCUUAUUCACGCAUGAGUCAUGCUUUAGAAGAGAUUAAAAAAUUCCUUGUUCCGGAUUACAAUGAUGAAAUUCGGCAAGAGCAAUUAAGAGAAUUGUCAUAUUUAAAUGGAUCUGAAGACUCGAACCGAGGAAAGGGUACAAGAGGUAGAGGGGCUAGAGUGCCGCCCACUACUGUCAGGAAUAGAGGCGGUGCAAUUCCUCCACCUCUGUCUGGCCGAGCCAGUACAGUCCCCAGAGGUGCACCUGUGGCACGCGGAGCACUGCCACUUCCACCAGUAGCUCGGGGAGUCCAUACGCCAAGAGCUAGAGGAGCUCCAAAUGCACCAGGAUAUCGUUCAGCACCACUACCACCUGCUCCUGAAUCUUAUGAUGAAUAUGGUUAUGAUGAUGGAUUUGGUGAUGAUUAUGAUGAGCACAAUUACGAAGCCUAUGACAACAAUUAUGAAAUGCAAACCGAAAGUGUACCAGAAUAUUAUGAUUAUGCACAUGGUACAACUGAAGAGAGCUACAAUAAUUAUGGGCAAGAAUGGACCACAUCCCGAUCCAGCUUAAAAGUACCACCUCAAAGAACAUCUAGAGGAGGCUACCGAGAACAUCCGUAUGGUAGAUAUUGAAGGCCUCCUGCACAUUUGUGGCCUCAUCUUAAAGACAAUUAAUAGCCUUACGGCUCUGCAUAAACAGCAACAUGACAAGUAAUAGUCCAUUUUUAUCUUGGGGAAUUAUUGUUUUUGGUUUCCCUAUACACUUCCAGACAUUGGUGUGACAUUGGCUUUAUAUUUAUUUUCUAACAUGGACUCAGCAUUUUUGCAGAAUCAUGUAGUCCAUAAACCAUGAAACAGGAUAAUGUUCUCGUGGUUGUGAUUCAUUGUGGUGUAUUACUUUUUAUAAAAGCAUGAAAGUGUUCUAACUAUGAAUUCUCUUGAUAAAUUCGGAAAAUGCAAAGCCUGUUUUUUUGUGUAGGGUCGCUAAACUAUUGUAAUAUGAUUUUGACCAGAAAAUAAUUAAAUUGUAGAUAAAGUGUUUUAAACUGAAUUUUUAAUAUAUGUAAGAAACAAGAUGUUCAAUAUUAAGUUUGUAAAUUUAAUUUAAAAUGCUGUUUUAAUGGGCUUGAAAUCCAAACUGGCUACUGUAUGUAUGUAGCUAACUGAAUUUGUUCAGUGUUUUAAUCUGUACUUGUUAAAACAAUCACAUAAGAGUCAAUGUGUAAUCUUCUCUAAAUAGGAAAUCAUAACUUGUCAAAUAUGUUUGCCAUAAUUUGUCAAUAAAGCUGAAACUUUUUGUAAGAAACUAAA
Spea bombifrons (plains spadefoot toad) is the source of this 2303-nucleotide messenger RNA. It is a transcript of the gene KHDRBS2, whose product is annotated as KH RNA binding domain containing, signal transduction associated 2. Gene Ontology annotation, cellular component: nucleus. The transcript is spliced from 9 exons. NCBI's taxonomy places the organism in Eukaryota, Metazoa, Chordata, Amphibia, Anura, Pelobatidae. The coding region runs from base 582 to 1625 and encodes 347 amino acids. Gene Ontology annotation, biological process: regulation of alternative mRNA splicing, via spliceosome. The record is from RefSeq and is a predicted model, not a curated record. Gene Ontology annotation, molecular function: poly(A) binding; mRNA binding.